Messenger RNA from Rosa rugosa (rugosa rose), 813 nucleotides. RefSeq names its product F-box/LRR-repeat protein 13-like. Gene Ontology annotation, molecular function: protein binding. The coding region runs from base 1 to 813 and encodes 270 amino acids. NCBI's taxonomy places the organism in Eukaryota, Viridiplantae, Streptophyta, Magnoliopsida, Rosales, Rosaceae. The transcript has a single exon. The record is from RefSeq and is a predicted model, not a curated record.
AUGGCUAUAAAAUUCAAGAGUAAAGUGAGAGUUAAAGAUAGAAUCAGUGACUUACCAGAUGCAAUUCUUUGUCACAUCCUUUCCUUCAUUCCAACAAAAUAUGCUGUGAGGACCAGCACUUUGUCUACAAGAUGGAAGAAAGUGUGGCCGUCUGUUCCCUGCCUAGACUUCUGUCCCAAAGAUUUUGAUUUUUAUGAAAGUUUUCUGAUGUUUGUUAAUCGCUUACUUCUAUAUCGUGGCUCAUCAGACAUUCAAAAGUUCCGACUUCGUUGUCUGAAGGAUGAUCGUCAGUUCCCCCUUAUUGAUGGUUGGAUUUGCACCGCUAUUAUGAGGCAUGUUGUUGAACUUGAUCUUGAUGUUCCAGGAGGUUCCCGAAUUUUCGAGUUGCCUAGAAGCCUUUUCAUCUGCAGAACACUGAGGGUUUUGAAGCUGAUGUCAAGUUUUGCUUUUGAUACCCCAAAGUCAUGGUGUUUGCCUAGUCUCAAGGUGCUUGUUGUUACAGUUGAUCGUCCUGAUAACGAUCCAAUGAGAGAGCUUCUGCCUCACUGCCCCGCGAUUGAAGAUUUGACUAUAAAGGGUUCUGUUGGACAACAUGUUAUUUCAAAUUUUCACAUCUCUGCGCUUCAACUAAAGACUUUAACGAUCAUUUUAGAGACUCGAGAAGAUGAUCAUUUUCCUGUGAAAAAUGCGUGCACUCUUAUUAUUAGAGCCCCGAAACUGGAAAAUUUAGAUAUCGACCAACGUGUUCUGUCACUUUAUCUUCUGGACACUGCAAAAUCUUUUGCCAAGCCACUAUUCAUCUUUCUGACGUAA